CGGGCCGGACACGCAGUCAGCCUUGGGGGGGGGUUUGGAGGAAGCGCUCCGGGGAGGGGGAGCCCAGCGGAGCCAGCGUGCGCACCCCGAGACGGCCCGCGAGGACUGUACCCCCAUUUCCAAGGAGACGAAGUGAAGGAAGAGGAGGACGCGCGCCCGGGAUCCCCCCUCCAGACCAGGCCAGCACCCCCGUGAGCGGCGGAGCGCGCCCCCAGCACCCCCGAUCCCAGGGGGCGCCCCCCCCAGCCCGCCGGGGCCGCCCGGAUGUGCACUAAAAUGGAACAGCCCUUCUACCACGACGACUCGUACGCGGCGGCGGCGGCGGGGUACGGCCGGAGCCCGGGGGGGCUCCCCCUCCACGACUACAAACUGCUCAAGCCCAGCCUGGCGCUCAACCUGGUGGCCGAUCCCUACCGGGGGCUCAAGGCGCCCGGGGCGCGGGGUCCCGGGUCCGAGGGGGGCGCCCCGGCGGCGGGGGGCUACUCGUCCUCGUCGUCCUCCUCUUCGUCCUCCUCGGGGGAGCCCGGAGCAUCGCUCAAGCUGGCGUCCAGCGAGCUGGAGCGGCUGAUCGUCCCCAACAGCAACGGGGUGAUCACCACCACGCCCACGCCGCCCGGGCAGUACUUCUACCCUCGGGGGGCAUCUUCGGGGGGCGCCGGCGGCGGCGUGACGGAGGAGCAGGAAGGCUUCGCCGACGGCUUCGUCAAAGCCCUGGACGAUCUGCACAAGAUGAACCACGUGACGCCCCCCAAUGUGUCCCUGGGCGCGGGCGGGGGGCCCCCCCCGGGAGCCCCGUCGGGGGGCGUCUACGCCGGCCCCGAGCCCCCGCCGGUGUACACCAACCUCAGCAGCUACUCGCCCGCGGCCUCCGGGGGCGCGGGGAGCGCGUACCCCACGGCCACCAUCAGCUACCUCCCGCACGCACCCCCGUUCCCGGGGGGCCACCUGGGGCUGGGCCGCGCGGGGGCGGCGGCGGCGGCGGGCGCCACGUUCAAGGAGGAGCCGCAGACGGUGCCCGAGGCCCGCAGCCGCGACGCCACCCCGCCGGUGUCCCCCAUCAACAUGGAAGACCAGGAGCGCAUCAAAGUGGAGCGCAAGCGGCUGCGUAACCGGCUGGCGGCCACCAAGUGCCGGAAGCGGAAGCUGGAGCGCAUCGCCCGGCUGGAGGACAAGGUGAAGACACUCAAGGCGGAGAACGCGGGGCUGUCCAGCACGGCCGGGGUGCUGCGCGAGCAGGUGGCCCAGCUCAAGCAGAAGGUCAUGACCCACGUCAGCAACGGCUGCCAGCUGCUCCUGGGGGUCAAGGGGCACGCCUUCUGAAUGGCAGACCCCCCCCAGGGCCCACCCCCCAUGCAUCCCAGCCCCACUUCUGCACGCUGCGCACCCCCCCUGUGGACUGGACGGACAUGCUCACCAUCACCACCCAGCCUUUGGAUUCUGGGGGACUCGUGGGAAGGGUACUCACCUGACAGAGUCUAAUCGGGGGUGGGUGGGGGGGUGGUCCGCCACCUUGAAGGCUCUGAGGAGUGAUGCGGGACCACCACCUGGCAGACUUUGAGUCAUGGGGACCCCCUGACCUGGCAGACUCUAAGGGGUGGUGGGGGACCCCCACCUUGCAGACUCUAAGCAAAAGAAUCUCUCCCCCUACCUUGCAGACUCUAAGGAGUAGUGAGGGACCCCCACCUUGCAACUCUCUAAGGAGCAGUGGGAAACCCCGCACUUUGCAGACUCUAGGGAGUGCUGGGGGACCCCCACUUUGCAGACUCUUAAGGAGUGGUGGGGGUCUCCACUGUGAAGACUCUAAGGAAGGGGAGGCCCCCCCCACCUUAUAGACUCUAAGGAGUGAUGGGGACUCCUCCCCCACCUUGCAGACUCUCUGAGGAGUGGGGUGGGGGGGACCCCCCUGCUCCCUGCCAAACCACACUGGACUCCGGCCGGCCUGCCCUGCGCCCUGAAACUCCACGUCGACGUUUACAACCGCCCCUUCCUUCCAUCUCCCUCCCCACCCCAUCCCUAUUCCUCCACCUCCUCCUCCUCCUUCUACGUUUUUUUUUUUUUUUGUAUUUUUUUUUCUGCUGGAAACAGACUCAAUUCAUAUUGAAUAUAAUAUAUUUGUGUAUUUAUCGGGGAAAGGGAUGUGGGGGGCAUCGCAGGCGGAGCUGGUCCCGCCGCCCCGGUACUUAAGGCCGCGGGGAACUGGGAGGGGAACCCCCCACCCCACCCCGCCC
This is a messenger RNA of Erinaceus europaeus (western European hedgehog), 2228 nucleotides long. RefSeq names its product JunB proto-oncogene, AP-1 transcription factor subunit (gene JUNB). The coding region runs from base 265 to 1320 and encodes 351 amino acids. Gene Ontology annotation, cellular component: transcription regulator complex. Gene Ontology annotation, molecular function: transcription factor binding; DNA-binding transcription factor activity, RNA polymerase II-specific; RNA polymerase II cis-regulatory region sequence-specific DNA binding. The transcript has a single exon. The record is from RefSeq and is a predicted model, not a curated record. Gene Ontology annotation, biological process: regulation of cell cycle; regulation of transcription by RNA polymerase II; regulation of cell population proliferation. Lineage: Eukaryota; Metazoa; Chordata; Mammalia; Eulipotyphla; Erinaceidae.